AUGGCUACGAGGGGGGAUAAGGGGAAUGGAAAUGGCGAGGAGCAGAUCGUCGAGACGUUGGCGGAAGUGUUCCGAUGCUUCAUUUGUAUGGAGAAACUGGUGGAUGCGCACCUAUGCCCUCAUUGCUCAAAGCUCUGCUGCUACGCCUGUGUUCGGCGCUGGCUGACAGAACAGCGGUCACAGUGCCCGCACUGCCGUGCUGCCCUGCAUUUGCACGAGUUAGUAAAUUGCCGUUGGGUAGAAGAAGUUACCCAGCAAAUCGAGACAAUGCAGCAAACCAAUUCAGCCAGCCAAAGAGAAAGUUUCAGGGACAGAUGUCCAACCCAUCAAGAAAAGCUUACGGUUUACUGUUGGACAUGUAGACGUUGUAUUUGUCAUCAAUGUGCGCUGUGGGGCGGCACUCACUCGGGCCAUACCUUCAAGCCACUCGAAGAAGUGUAUGAGCAGCAUGUCACGCAGAUCCGUGAUGAGGUCUCCCAGCUGAGGCGCAGAUUGAUGGAACUUAUCAGUCUUGUUCAAGAUGUGGAACGGAACGUAGAGUCCGUACGUGCUGCCAAAGAUGAACGCGUGCGCGAAAUUCGCAACGCAGUAGAACUUAUGAUAUCGCGACUAGACUCUGCGUUAAAAGCAAAAUUACUGACGCUGAUGGGCCAAAAGAACAGCCUCACACAAGAGACUGAACAACUCGAACAUCUACUGCAGGAGAUUGAGCACCAGCUACAUUCCAGUACAAGGUCUGAAUUGAUCACUAAAAGUGGUGAGCUGUCGAAGAUGAUUCAUCAGGUUCGCAAGAAACCCAUGGCAAGCUUUGUCACAGCUCCGGUACCGGCCGAUUUCCACAGUGAAAUCGUGCCGAGCUACGACAGCAGCACGUUCCCGCUGGCGAACUUCACACAGCUGCAGCACGCGGCGGCGCCGGUGUACUCCGCGCCGCUGCACGUGCACGGCCUGUGCUGGCGCCUCAAGGUCUACCCGGACGGCAACGGCGUCGUCAGGGGCAACUACCUCUCCGUCUUCCUCGAGCUCAGCGCCGGCCUGCCGGAGACCUCUAAGUACGAGUAUCGCGUGGAGAUGUUGCACCAAGUGUCGCGCGAUCCGUCUAAGAACAUAGUGCGCGAGUUUGCCUCGGAUUUUGAGGUGGGCGAGUGCUGGGGCUACAACCGCUUUUUCCGACUGGAUCUGCUCGCCAGCGAGGGUUACCUCAAUCCCGAAACUGAUACGCUAAUACUCAGGUUCCAAGUGCGACCACCCACCUUCUACCAACGUUGCCGCGACCAACAGUGGUACAUUAAUCAACUAAUUACGAUGCAGAAUCAGCACAUCCUGCAGAUAAAUGAUCUCAAAGAACGUUUGAAUCUAGAAAUGUCUCGCAACUCAAUAGCUGCGACCCGAACACCGAAUAGCUCAAUUCCCUCCCAAGGUGGCAACGACGCUGAUAAUCCAACGCAGAACAACCCAGUCGAUGGAAACGCUCUCAGCGGCUCAAUGCUGUUUGGCAACCAGUGGAAGUUCAACACCCCACCCAGUAUCAUGAGCAGCCAGAGACUGACUAGUCCAGGAAUACUGAACACAGCUCUAUUCCUGGACGACACGCGCAACAACGACGUGUCGUCGCAAUCAGCUUUCGGAUUCGGCGACUACUCGCCGCUCGAUCGACGCCCACACGCACACGCUCACGCUCAGCACGCACUUGAUGCGUAUAACCUGCCGUCUACUUCAAGGUUUGUUGAUACCGAAACAGAAUUACGUAAAUUACGAGAUACUAUGAAAGUAGUGCAGAAAAAGGCAAGCAAAGUCGAUGAAUUAGAAGCGCAGAUAAAAACAUUGGAGCAAAAAAAUGAACAAUUAAAGAAUUGUCUGAACAAAAAUCAGCCUACAAAAGAAAGGAAUGAGACAGUUAAGAACUGUUUGGCGUUAGGUCGGCGAGCUCGCUGGGUGCGGCUGCGGGCGCGAGUGCGGGCGCGAGUGCGGGUGCGGGCGCGGGUACGGACUCGGGCGCGGGGCGCGGACGGUGCGACGCUCGUGAGCCUGCACACGCUGCUGAGCGCCGCGCGGCCGCCCGCGCGCCUGCCGCGACACGACAAGCUGCGCGCGCCCACCAACGAGCACGCACUCACCGCUGUAGUCAGCAGCCCGGUGACGGAAGUGGGGGGUACGAGUAGCAGCGUGGCGUUGUGCGCGUCGCUGUCCUCGCCCGAGCUGCACUCCGCGGGCGGCGCGUGCGGCGAACCGGCCCGUGAGCCGCGCACCGCGCCGCAGCCCGCCGCACACGCAGCCUCCGAGUCCAGCAGCGACACCGGGGAGCUAAUGUUCACGGAACUAGAGGGCUUCGCUGAAGAUAACAACCCCAGUCAUGUUGAUGAGAAUUCAAACGAGGAAAAUGAUGUUGAUGAAGAAACUAUGUCAGGUGAGAACGACGUGGAGGGUGCAUGUGGAGCGUCGGCCGGAUGGGGUGCGGACGCACUCAGUCGGUUGCUGUGCGCUGUACACGGACGUUCCGUGACUCCAGCUGGCAGCGAUGGUUGCAACCCACCGGUGUCCGCCUCCGCCUCCGCUUCCGCUUCCGCUAUCAAUGGCGACCCGCAGUUGUCCACUGCCGCACACACUGAUAUGCUGCUGCUCAACCUUAUGCGAAUUAAUGGACUCACCCCCAAACAUUCCAAGCACGGACCAAAACGUAACUGGGCCACGAGCAUUCAAUCACAUGAGGCGGGGCGCAGUGUAAGUGGUGCGCGGGCCCAGCGGCGGAGUGCGCUCGGGCCUGCGACUAGCCAGUGUGUGAGCACGGGCACGGCUUUGGGCAUGGGCGCGGGAAUGAGCACGGGCACGGCCACGGGCACGGGUGCGGGGGCAAGUGCACGUCCGAGGACUAAGCCGCCGCGGGUGUCGCCUUCAUCUCCGGGACAGCUGCGUCGAACACACGCUGCUUUGCCUAACGGUAGCGCUGCGGGCGCGGCGGGGGCGACGCCGGGCACGCCGGAGCGCGCGGCCGCGUCGCCCGACGCGCUGCACGACUGCUGGCCCUCCGUCUCUUCCAUCAGCGACGCGGACGACGUCGACGCAAUACUCAAUUACAACGAUACGUUGUUCGACAUGCUGCUGAACAGCUUGUCGCUAGAGAGCAGCGGCGCGGCGGAGUGCGACGAGGCGCCGCCCGUUCAGCCGUGGAGCCCAGCCGCGCCGCGCGACCCGCCCGUCGCGGACUGA
This is a messenger RNA of Parnassius apollo (apollo), 3207 nucleotides long. The record is from the annotation of a GenBank genome assembly. Lineage: Eukaryota; Metazoa; Arthropoda; Insecta; Lepidoptera; Papilionidae.